AUGUCACUCGUCGAAGGUGUGCUUCUCAAAGUAGCCAUUAUGCCAGCCGCCUUCAUGUUCUCUGUACUCGGUUGUUUAAAUAUUAAGAACAAUAGCGAUAAAGAUGUCGACAGCGCCCAAUGUAAUACAUUUCAAAUGGUAAAGACUAUUUGGUGCUUUCAUGCCAAUCAUCGCCCAUCCCUCAGGUUUCCGAUGAAGCGGAGUCAGAUCGAUAGUGAAGAAAGCACAGAAGAAUCGGAAAGCACGAGCAGUUCCAGAAAUUCGGCCUGUGGUGACAGGAGAAAAAAGAAAAGUUAG
Messenger RNA from Ostertagia ostertagi, 297 nucleotides. NCBI's taxonomy places the organism in Eukaryota, Metazoa, Nematoda, Chromadorea, Rhabditida, Trichostrongylidae. The record is from the annotation of a GenBank genome assembly.